UUUUAUUUCUCCCUCGUAAAGUAUAACCACCACCACUACCCUUCUCACCAGCUUCGCAGCUUUGCGGCAGCGAACUACUUCCAGUAAAAGGCUUUCCCUUCUCAAGAGGACUCCAUCUGCCAACGAGAUGCAUAAUUAAGUGCAGACCGGUAGAGCAGCAACUUCUGUUAUGUUACGAGUGGUGCAGUUUCACUAACGGAUUCGGAAUAGUAUCCAAUUAGGCCGCGGUUCGUUGCGUUCGGCUCAGGAGGAUUAUCGAACUUUCUGGGGAUUAUAAGCCUCGUACAGUUAUUCCUCGCGAAAUAUUUGCGAACACAAGUAUUGUAGGGGCGAGGGUCGCGAAGCCUCGCAGUAUUAUGUUCGACCAAAUCCUAUAACCUGCUAAAGCACCGCGCCCUGAGUGUGGUUCCGAAGUAGCGAAGUUGUCCUCCUCAAGCCACUUGUGCUGGUGGAAUGCUCAGGUCAACAUCAAAAGGAGUUUUUGUGACAAAUAACCACGAAUUCGCGAGUAGUGUUUAGAACUUCACGACCAACGUUUAGGAUGGCGACUCCAUGGCACACAGCUACUUACAGAAGUACCGGUCUAGAAGCUCUUGAAGCCUUUCGAAAUACGGCGCCAUCAGCAGCUGGAAACGAGCGAGCUUCAGAAUGGAACGGUUGGCAUCGCGAGAACAUACAGGGACCGACGAAGCAUUUACCAGGCGGCGAUUCCACACGCGCCACAGAGGAUCGGUUACUAACGAGUCGGCCGUCUCCCAGUAACACUCCCGCUGCUCCCGCUAAACGAGGCAAUGCGGCAAAAAUUCGCGCAGCUGCACGAGGAGCGUUUGGCGCAGCCUCGACUCGAAGUUGGCGGAGCAGGCGGAGCAGGCGGAGCAGGCGGAGCAGGCGAGGGAGGCGCGGAGCUCAGAACGAGCGGGGCCUUCCCGGGUGGAGGCGUCGGCGCUGGCGGAAGCAGAAACGGGGCGGAAGAGAGCGCGGAGCAGCGCUGGAGGGUCGUGGAGCGGACUCCGCUCGGAGGUCAGGCUGAGCGGACCCCCGGAGGUCGUCGGAGGGAUUGCGCGGAGGAUACGGGGUGGGAAAGCGAGGCACGGGGCAUUACAAGGGAUCUCGCGGCGGAAAACUCUCCAGCGAGCUCGGCGUCAGUGCAAUACGCUCAGCACGUUUCGGCUCCGUCGGGAGGCGGCGGGGCCGGCAGCGCUGCUGCGGGCAUGGCGUCGUUUUUGGACCUGAACGAACCGCCGGAACACGAGGAAGACGACUCGUCCAAAUUUUGCGCGGACGCCACUCUUAUCGCGGAUGCAGCCGCCACUGCCUCAGCUACCGACGCAGCUUACCAGGGAUUGCGACGGCCUGGCGCGUUGACAGAGCCUCGGUCGGCGGUGGGGGUGUUCGAGGCGUUGGCGGACGGCGGUUUAGACGGCCCCGAGCCACGCAGCGUCGUUUUGGCGACGACACCGUCGGAAUCUCAGGUGGUAACUGCUGCGACGGCUGCGGAAGAACAGCAGUUUUCUCAAACGCAGAAGAAGCGGAGCUGGAAGGACUUCGCGAUUUUCGCCGGACAGGGCAGUCGCGGAACGUGGGUGGGGAACAGCGGGGUAAGCGGCGGCGGAAUGAGCGGCGGAAGCUGUGACUUUCGAAACGCAGCCAUUUCGAACGGGCGCCGGCCGGAAAUCAUAUCGAUGUCCUGGAAAUCCGAUUCGCAAGCGACAGCUCAGUUCGGAAACCCUAAUUCCAUGGCGGCGGCCGGUUCGGAUUUCGGGCGGCGAAUUGCGGAUUCUGCUGGCUUCCUCGAAUCCCCGAAAUUGCUCAUGAACAGCUGGGCGAUGGGUAGCAAUGAGACGAUGGGUGGCACAGAGAACUGCUACGAAGUGGAUAAGCCGAGUGCAGAUUCGGCGGGAAAAUUUGGUGCUGGGAAUUUCGGGAUGAGGGUGACCUCAGCGAAAGAGCCAGCUGGGGGACUUCGCGAUGGUUGUAACGCAGCUGGUUUCAGCGAGAUCGCGGGUUACCCUAAGGCUGCUCCUCGUCGCACAACCAGCUUCCAUUCCGCUCCUGUUCGGGCUCCGCCGGCAAUCCCCGUUACUGGCUCGCGCUCGUUUAUGGAGCCGAGUGUACUCGGCAAGCGCAAUUCAACUGCAGCAGCUAUCGCAAAUGUGGGACGGCAAUUUUCAGAGCCCAUGUUUUGCAACAAACGCCCUCAUUUGAGUCACACCGUCGAGUACAGUCACAGUUUGAACAAUGGCGGUUACCAAAUCGGCAGCCAGGGGCAAACGGAAUCAGAAAUGACAUUCGCUACAAACGGGAGUGACAGAAGUCAGCUGAGCGACAGGGCGAACCUCAGAAGUACCCUCCUUCGCCGCAUGGCACUGACCAAAAUACCCUCAGACUCUGUUCAAGCAGCAGGGGAGAAAAUGGAUGGACUGAUUCCAGGAGCAGGAGUGAUGAGGAACUGGGGAGUUAGGGCUGGAGUUAAGAGCCAGUGCCAUGAUUUGAUGGGUGGACGAAGGCAGGCGGGAGCAGCAGGGAGCGGAAGAGUGGAUAGGGAGGGAGGAGAGCUGGAGAUGCAACGCACAGAGGGCUUGAGAAACCCCGAAAGGCCAAGCUCCAUACAGAGAGGCCAGAGAGAGAUCAUAGAUAGUCUGUUGUUUCCACACUCUGCCUCUUUACCUGCUGCUGCUGGCACAAGGAGUGGGAGAUCCAGCAGCAUUCAGUUCCGGCACUCGUUUGACUCUUUCAACUCAUUUGAUUCGUCUGAUACGCUCGAUGCGGAUCUGAUUGAGAUUCGGCGCAGGGCAAUCAUGAGCCUGCCGCCCAUUGGAACGCGGCAUGUGCGGCCAGAGGGGUACUCUUGCUCCUUCUGUGGGCUCAAUUUCGCCACGUCACAGGCUCUGGGCGGGCAUAUGACCUGCCACCUGCGCAGGCGCAAACAUGCCGGGCUUGAGGCUGAGAAGGCAGCUUCUGCUGGUGCUUCUGCUGAUUGUGCUGGUGCUGGUGCUGGUGCUGGUGCUGCUGGUGCCGCUGGUGUAGAACCAGGCUCGCAAAAGGUGCAUACAGACCAGCAGCAGCAGCAGCGUCAACAGCAGUAGCAGCAGGUGCAGCGUCAGCAGAAGAUGCAGCGGCAGUAGCAGCGGCAGCAGCAGGUGGAGGAGGGGGGUAUGCUGCUCGCACGGCGGUAGUUUCUGGGUUCUCCCGGUACACGCAUGCCAUUGCCGGAAUUGACCUGCUAGAAUCAACACCCGCCAGCCAGCAGCAGGAUGUGAGCACCAAGUGGGUGCGGGCUACGGAGCCCCGCGUUGGAACAGGAUUUGCUAGCGUAUCAGACAAGGGCGAUGGUAACAAGUGGCAGCAGCAGCUUAGCUCCAUUCAAGCGGCUCUGAGUGAUUGGAGGGAGAACGGGAAUAAGCCCAGAGGCAUGCAAUGAGUUGCUCUAGGUUGUGUG
Messenger RNA from Closterium sp. NIES-67, 3439 nucleotides. NCBI's taxonomy places the organism in Eukaryota, Viridiplantae, Streptophyta, Zygnematophyceae, Desmidiales, Closteriaceae. The record is from the annotation of a GenBank genome assembly.